Molecule: messenger RNA, 3872 nt
Organism: Sarcophilus harrisii (Tasmanian devil)
Lineage: Eukaryota; Metazoa; Chordata; Mammalia; Dasyuromorphia; Dasyuridae
Product: zinc finger protein 345-like
Exons: 5
Coding region: 905-3409 (834 amino acids)
Biological process (GO): negative regulation of transcription by RNA polymerase II
Molecular function (GO): RNA polymerase II cis-regulatory region sequence-specific DNA binding; DNA-binding transcription repressor activity, RNA polymerase II-specific
Source: RefSeq, a predicted model, not a curated record
CACGUGCGGGGCCUGCCGGCCGCCCUGGGCGUGGCCCCGCGGCCUCUCCUCCCGUAGCCCGGAGAUGACCCCGCUCGGUGCGGAGGGAGCCCACGCGUUCAGCUCCUCCCAGGCCCGUCCCUUUGGUGGGGGAGCCUCCGGGGAGGGCGCGGUCCGAGAGCAGACCCGGCUUCCUCCCAGCCAGUCCCCACUGGCCUCGGUGAGAAGAGGCCCCGCUGGGAAGUCAGGUCACGGAUGAAACUGCCCGGGGAGAGGCGGAAGUUUACAAUAAGUCUUGUUCUUAUGGCGCCCUCUCCAGGCGGAGCCUGGGACAGCACUUCAUAAAUGUUCCCCUCUAGUGCCCGCAACAGCCCCGGGGGAAACUGAGGCACGCAGCGGGCCGGGGGCCCGAGGCUGGAUUGAACUCGGGCUCCCUCCCCCGCCAGACGCCCCGUGGGAGCUCCGGGCACGUAGCACUCAUUCACGGCGCUUAGCUAGGGCCUAGUGCGCAGCAGGAGCUUAAUGGGAGCCGGCUAAAGAGAGGAAGGAGCGCAAACCAAGAAAACGGCCCAAGGGGCGUGGCCGCCCCGAAAGGGGCGGGGCCUGUGUGUCCAGAGGUCUCCGGGGCGGGACCAAGGGGUUUUUUCCCUGUCUGAAAUCCAAGGCACGCGCACAAAUCGCCCUGGUCGCUGGACUACAUUUCCCGUGAGAAACUGCGGUAAACUCCCGGAAACGAGGAGAAACUGGUCCGGGAGACGCCGGAGGGGGCGGGCCAGGGAACACUCUACGCCCCUUCCGUUUUCUGUUCCGUAUCCCGAGGCCGCCGCCUGACGCUUCCAGGCCGCCUCUGAGGGGGGUCCUCCGGGUGAGUGAACCUGCCUUCCAGAGACUUUCCCCACACGGAGGGAGCUUCCUGGGGUCAGGAAUGGCCCUCGUGCUCCUGGCAGCCAGGGCCCAACAGGGCUCAGUGACCUUCAGGGAUGUGGCUGUGAACUUCAGCCCAGAGGAAUGGGGACACCUGGCCCCUUCCCAGAAGGAGCUGUACCGGGAGGUGAUGCUGGAGAACUACCAGAACCUGGUCUGUGUGGGAUUGGCAGCUUCAAAGCCAGAUGUGAUCAACCAGCUGGAGCGAGGUGAAGCUCCUUGGAUGACCAGAGGAGAUGUCAUCCCAAGGAAUGACUACCCGAAUUGGACGUUUAGGCCUGAAGCCAAGGAAUCAGUUCCAAAGCUGGACAUUUCUAUGGGAUCAUCAUCUCAGAAAAGAUUCACAAAAUGGCAUGGUUCUUUGGUCUACAAUUUCAGAGCGGCCUGGGGAUAUGAUGCAGGGUUAAAGAAGGAGCAGAGCAAUGAGGAGACUCAUUUGCAGCCAGGAAAAAUUAUCCAAAGGAAAACUCCCAAUAAAACACAAGGCCAGGAAUGUGACACCUAUGGUAAAACCUUUGGUCUUGAGCCAGCCAUUUUUCCACAGCAAAAAGUGUGUAUUGGUGGGAGUCUCCAAGAUUGUCAUACCGACAGAGAGAAUAUCAGUUUAUAUUCAGACCUAAAUUCAUGUAAUAGGAUCUGCUCUAAGAAAAUAUUUUCUAAGAAUAAUGAGUAUGGGAAAUCCUUCAGUUCCAAAUUAGACUUUAUUGAAUAUCAUAGAUUGUAUCCUGCAGAAGAAACCUAUGAAUAUAAUAACUUUGGGGCAGUCUUCAGUAGCAAUCCAUCCUGUAAUUCCCAGCAGGAAGCUCAUAUUGGACAGAAAUCCUAUGUUUGUAAUGAAUGUGGGAAGGCUUUCUUUCUGGGUAUACACCUCAUUGAACAUCAGAGAAUUCAUACUGGGGAAAAACCUUAUGCAUGUACUGAAUGUGGAAAGGUUUUUCGCCUCAACACCCAACUUACUCGACACCAGAUAAUCCACACUGGGGAGAAACCUUAUGAGUGUAUUGAAUGUGGCAAGGUCUUCCGCCAGAAUGCCCACCUUAUUCGUCAUCAGACAAUUCAUACCGGGGAGAAGCCUUAUGAAUGUAACGAAUGUGGCAAGGUUUUCCGCUUGAGUGCACAUCUUACUUGCCAUCAGACAAUUCACACUGGAGAGAAACCUUAUGAAUGCAAUGAAUGUGGAAAGUCUUUCCGUGAGAAGAAAGGUCUAAUUUAUCACCAGAGAAUUCAUACUGGAGAGAAACCUUAUAUCUGUCCUGAAUGUGGGAAGGCCUUCCGCCAGAGGACAGGACUAAGUUAUCACCGGAAAGUUCACACUGGAGAGAAACCAUAUGAAUGUCAGGAAUGUGGGAAAGCUUUUCGUCAGAGGACAGGACUCAGUUACCAUCAGAGAGUUCACACAGGAGAGAAACAUUAUGCGUGCCAUGAAUGUGGGAAGGCCUUCUGGCGGAGCUCACAGCUUACCCAACAUCGGAGAAUUCACACUGGAGAAAAACCUUAUGAAUGUCCUGAAUGUGGAAAGGCCUUCCGUUUGAUUGCACAACUUAACCAACACCAGAGGGUUCACACUGGAGAGAAACCUUAUGAAUGUCAUGAAUGUGGGAAAGCUUUCUGGCAGAAUGCAGAACUAAUUUAUCAUCAGAGAAUUCAUACUGGAGAGAAACCUUACAAAUGUAAUGAAUGUGGGAAGGCCUUCCGCCUGAGUGAACAGCUUUCCCGACAUCAGAGAAUUCAUACCGGGGAGAAGCCAUAUGAAUGUAAUGAAUGUGGGAAGGCAUUUCGUGUGAGUGGAAAGCUUACUCAACAUCAGAGAAUACAUAAUGGAGAGAAACCCUAUAAAUGUCUUGAAUGUGGAAAGGCCUUCUGCCAGAGUUCAGAACUUACUCGACAUCAGAAAAUACAUACAGGAGAGAAACCUUAUGAAUGUCUGGAUUGUGGAAAAGCCUUCCGACAGAGUGCAGAGCUCACGCUCCAUCAAAGAAAUCAUACUGGAGAGAAACCAUACGAAUGUAACGAGUGUGGGAAGGCUUUCACAACCAAUUCAGCUCUUACUUACCAUCAAAGAAUUCACACUGGAGAGAAACCAUAUGAAUGUCACGAAUGUGGGAAAGCAUUUUCCCGAAGAGCAACACUUAGUCAACAUUUGAGAAUUCAUACUGGGGACAAACCUUAUGAAUGUCAUGAAUGUGAAAAGGCCUUCCCUCAGAGGGUAGAACUUAUUCGACACCAUAGAGUUCAUGCUGGAGAGAAACCUUAUGAGUGUCAUGAAUGUGGAAAAGCCUUCUGGGAGAGCGCGGAAUUAAUUUAUCAUCAGAGAAUUCAUACUGGAGAGAAGCCAUAUGCAUGUGAUGAAUGUGGGAAGGCCUUUCGGGUGAGAACACAGCUUACUCGACAUCAGAGAAUUCAUACUGGAGACAAACCUUAUAAAUGCAAUGAAUGUGGGAAGACCUAUAGACAGAGAGCAGAUCUUACUAGACACCAGAAAAGUCACACUGAAUGUAAUGAGUGAUGGUAAGUUUUAUGUCUAGGGGCAAUACUUUAUUCAGCAUCUAGGUAGUUUAUACUGGAGAAAGAAACCUUGUUAAUACAAUCAGUGUGAAGUACUUCAAGCAGAAAACAAAUUUAUUAAAUUUUAAUGAACUUGAACUUUAUAGAAAAAAGGCUUAGGAAAGUGGGCAGGCAUUCUGUUAGAAUACAGGAUGUAAUGAACAUCAGAGAAGUCAUACUGGAGAAUAUGAUUAUAAUAGAUAUGGAAGGUUUUCACCUGUAGAUUGUACUUUCUAUCACAAAAUAUUGGAGAGAAACCAUAUAAGUAUAAUUACUGUGGAAAUGCCUUUGGCUAAAGUUGAAGCCUAUAUCAGAAAGUUAAUAUUGAAGAGAAACCUUUUAAAUUGACACUUUUUUUUGUUGUGAUUUCAUAGUGUUCAUUUUAAAAUUUUUGUGUAUUUGAUUUUCUUCCCUCUGACCUGGAA